CAUGUCUGUCAGGCUGUUUCAGCGUCCCCUUCCAGAUGAGCCCAACGUUUGUCAGAAGGACCAGAGCUGCCAAACGUCCGUCUGUCUGCCCACCUGCAGCUCUGAAGGGCGCCCGCUCUCAGCCACGUUGUGCCUUUCUCUUUCUAAGGGUGAAGACGAUGGACAAGGGAGAGGAGGAUGGUGCCAUCAAGGAAAAAGCACGCGUUUUCAUUGAAAGCGUGAUAAGCGAUGCAAAGGAGUAUCAUCUAGAUUUGCAAAAAAAGGAGAAAGAAGCUGAAUAUGUCAGCAAAAAUAUUGAGUGGACCACAUGCAAGAAGUUCACCGUGGAGAGAGGACAGCAGCAGAUCGAAGAAUACAUUGCUACGUGGGAGAUUCAUGAAAGCUGGCUUCACUGGACAGAAUUUCUCCAGGAAGAAGAGCUGAAGAAUAGCAAGAGGUACCACUACAGAGUUUGCUGGAGCACCCCAACACGCAGAAAACCCAUCCCACGAGCAACAGCAAGCGUCUAUUUCGUUAUAGAGAUCUCCAAAAUCAAACCAGCUACCUUGCCCGUGGAGGUAUUCUUCGUUCUGGAAUCGAGCAGGCUGAUUCACAGGCCAGAAAAGUGUCGAUUUAGAGAAAAGUGGCUUAAGGACAUAAUUGAAAAUAAAAUCAUCCUCAUGGAAAGCCUUACUUUCUAAUGAACAGCUCCAACCCCCUGCCAUCAAUGUGACGUCUGUCAGUGUUUUAUGGAGAAUCAAAUGCACACAAUGCAAAAGGAUGGCUCUUGCUUCCUUAGGAGUUUUUCUACCUGCAUGGAUACAUAACAAGCAUUAAAUCUGUGGAAAACUAACAAAAUCAACUAAGGUCUGAGCUGGCAGCUGGUU
Molecule: messenger RNA, 866 nt
Organism: Struthio camelus australis
Lineage: Eukaryota; Metazoa; Chordata; Aves; Struthioniformes; Struthionidae
Source: RefSeq, a predicted model, not a curated record